Linum trigynum is the source of this 3068-nucleotide messenger RNA. The record is from the annotation of a GenBank genome assembly. Lineage: Eukaryota; Viridiplantae; Streptophyta; Magnoliopsida; Malpighiales; Linaceae.
GAUAUUAUUUUAUUUCAACUAAAUCAUCAAAUGUGAGGAUGAAAAGUUAAUUAUUAUUAGUUGCUCACCGUCGCGAAGCGCGAGCCAAAAAACUAGUUUGUUUUAUACUGCAAGAAAUGUAUAAAUGGCGGUAUAUAUGGUGACUUUUAUUCUGCCACCACACGCACUCCUCGUGGCACAUCGUGAAUAUCUUACACUAGCGAGGGCAUUUUCGUCAGUUCAAGUUCAAGUUCAAUCAUCAAAUGUGAGGAUGAAAAAUUAAUUAUUAUUAGUUGCUCACCGCCGCAAAGCGCGAGCCAAAAAACUAAUUUGUUUUAUACUGCAAUAAAUGUAUAAAUGGCGGUAUAUAUGGUGACUUUUUUAUCGUGCUACCACAUGCACUCCUCGUGGCACAUCGUGAAUAUCUUACACUAGCGAGGGCAUUUUGGUCGGUUCAAGUUCAUUUAUCCUUUUAAUUAUAUUUCUUUUUUGUUUCUACCACUCUCGCUCUCUCUCUAGUCCACGAGAAACUGAUUUCCCAGUUUUCCCCAAUUUCACACUUCUUCUCACUUUCAGCUUCUUUUCCUCCCAAAUCCCAAUCCAUCUCUCUCCGCUACCGAAUCCGCCUGAUCCGAUCUUUCCUCAACCCUUUAAUUUCCAUUUUCCCAUCCCACCCUUCUCUUCUCUUUCGAUCAUCUUCUCCCGAUCCUUUCCCUCCAGUGAUUGCGAUACCCAACUCUCACUCCAAUUCCCGGUAGACAAUUCAAUGCUCCACCUUUCGGGGACGCGAGUAGCUGCGAUUCCGUGUUCGAAUUCGUGACGACUUUUUGGCUACUUUCUCUGUUCUGGAGUUGGGUUCCCUAUUUGAGAGAGAUUGCGAUGAAGAUCGAGGAGCUGGACGAUCAGGAGUCCGGUCUUGGUUGUAGGGAAGAAGACAAUGGCGUUUACGAGAAGCAGAUGAUGCAGCUUCAGAUUGUUAGGGUUGACGCCAAGCGAGCCCUGGUUGGAGUUGGUGCUCGGAUUCUUUUCUACCCCACGCUUUUCUAUAAUGUGUUUCGGAACAAAAUCCAGGCUGAGUUCAGAUGGUGGGAUGAAGUUGACCAGUAUCUACUACUGGGUGCCGUCCCAUUUCCUAAGGAUGUUCCCCGGCUGAAGAAGCUUGGUGUUGGUGGAGUCAUCACCCUCAAUGAACCAUACGAGACUCUGGUUCCAUCAGCCUUGUAUCGUGUCCAUGGAAUUGAACAUCUAGUCAUUCCAACAAGGGAUUAUCUCUUUGCCCCUUCUUUUGCAGAUAUUAGUCUGGCAGUGGACUUCAUCCACAGGAAUGCAUUGUGUUGCAGAACUACCUACGUUCAUUGCAAAGCUGGACGUGGAAGGAGUACUACCAUUGUGCUCUGUUAUUUGGUAAAGUAUAAGCACAUGACGCCUGGCGUGGCCCUUGAUUACGUGAGGUCUAGAAGACCUAGAGUGUUGCUAGCUCCUACGCAGUGGAAGGCUGUUCAAGAAUACAGUAGACGCCAUUCACGCCAGUUAUCCUCUACCACGUGGUCUCCAUCAGGGGACGAAGUUCUCAUUACGAAAGCUGAUCUCGAAGGAUACCAUAGUUCCUCCGAGGAUGGUGCUACUAGUACUGGUAAGGAAUUGGCAAUUGUACCAAGAAUGAUGUCGAGGCCCAUGAUAGCCCGGUUGUCCUGCCUCUUUGCGUCUUUGAAAGUAUCGGGAGUCUCUGGGCCUGUUGCUGGGCGGAUGCCUGAGGCGCGUGCUUGCUAAAGAUUACCCGGGAUACCAAUAGGGUUGUUGUAUUGUACAGAAUAAGCCUAUCUUGUUUAUGACCAAAGAGCGAUGAGAGAAAAAAAAAGGAGGUAAUUGUGUAUAAUGCGAUGCCAAUUGCCAUAAAAGAAAGGCCGCAGCAGCAGCUGCUUGUUCAUAGCUUUGCUUUGGGUUAUCGUUUGAGCAUUUGUUGCUUGCAGAUGUGUUUUGCCUUUGCAGGUUUUUGCUGAAUGAUGGUGAUGUAGCUUCAUUUUUUCUCGCAGUUUGGAGGUACUACUGGAAAUGGUGGGGAAUUGUAACUUUAGUUAGUGUGAGUCUUGUCCCCGUUGUAUCGCUUUAGUACGAAACGAUUGGAUCGCUUGGUAGGAUUUCAUCAAUCUCCUGCACUUGCUGAGUUGCAGUUGCACUGGUCUAUUUCUGGAAUAUGGUAGGACUGUUCUUAUAAAAGGUAAAGAGGGAAGAUUCCUGGUGGGUGGUGGAAUAUGCUUAGAGGAUUAUGCCAAACUUUUGGUUUUUGCAAGGUGACACCAAAGCUUUGGAGUUAUUUGUUGUGGGAAAGGUAGUGGUUUUUAUUGGGUACCUUCACUCUCAAGUCUGUGAAAUGCUUUCGGCUGCGUUUUGUAAGUUUCAGACUGUGAUCGAUAACUACAGCAUUACGCGAUUGAAUAUUUGAUCAUCGUUUCUGCAAUGGAGAAUCAUUCAACUGUUCACCCAAAGAGGGGUUAUUACUAAUUCGUUUGGGCCUGAGACGAUGGGCUUGUGAGCGUAGAUUAGAUUCUUCACGGUUAAACCUCUUUCGUCCCUGUCGGCCCGCUAGGUGACCUGAUUAGUGAUAGAAAAUGUGGUGGUGCGGGUAUCUCAAUGCUCAUAUCCGUCAUGCACCAAAUGCGGAUCGGGUGGCUAAUUCUCGCAUGGAUAUGGAGCGGGUCAACCCACUCCUACAUUAUUAUUGAAAAAAAAUAUGCAAAAUUCUACUUUUUAAGAUAGAACACUUUAUGAAUGAAAAAUAGUGAUAAUAGAAUUGAUAAUUGAGGCUAACUAGAUGAAGAUCAAGUUUAACUUGUUGAAGAAAAGUCAAAAUAAAAGAAAUAUGAACAGAUAUUGUAAGAAAUUGAGAUAGAACAUGCCAAGAACAGGACGAGGCAGAGCGGGUCGGAAGUAGAUACCCAUGUCCCGUCCCACGCUACUGUAUGUUGGGUAACACACGGUGAGGCGUGUUCAAAUCGUCAUCACCAGACGUGAUCUGUGUUUUGAUAGUGUUUUUGUUCGCUUGGGAUUAAACAUCAAAUUAUAUGUGAUACUAAAAGUUCUGAUGUGCA